This is a messenger RNA of Sphenostylis stenocarpa, 1704 nucleotides long. NCBI's taxonomy places the organism in Eukaryota, Viridiplantae, Streptophyta, Magnoliopsida, Fabales, Fabaceae. The record is from the annotation of a GenBank genome assembly.
AUGGCGAUUAAAAGGUUCCCUUUUGAUUUGGUUUGGGUUGAUGGUAAUUCUUGCCGUGCCAAUGAUAAAGUGGUUGCUGAGAGAAAACAUGUUAAUAGGGUUGUUGAGUUGGAAGAUGAGGCAUCUUGCAGCUCAUGUACCAGUCCGCGUUUUAUUCCCUUAGUUGAUAGGGAAAACGUGUAUAAUGCUAAGGGGAAGGGGGCUAUGAGUAUGAAACAUAGGUCUGGAAUUCGGCGCCGGAGGAGGGGUAGUUCUGAUCCUGGGAAACUCUCUUCAGCUGUUCCUUUACAUAAUCUGCAAUCUGAUGUUGUCCUCACUCCCUUCUUGCCUUUUGAUGACAGCGUAGUUAUAGGUAAAACCAAUGCAAGCACGAGUCCUACCUCAGGGAAAGGAGUUAAUGUAGUUGAUGCCGAAGAUGAUCAAAAUGGCCGUGAUUUGGAUGAAAAGACCUGUCAUAGUUAUGAAUUUAAUGGAUCGAUGGUUGGUAGUCCAGGACAGGACAAACAUUUGUUGUCAUUGGAACACUACAUGAAUAAUGCGGGUGACCACGACCAGAUUGUCGGCAAUGAAGAGGACCGUUUCAAGAUGUUUGAAAAUGCACUUGAAGAAGAGAAAGCAGCCUAUGCUUCUCUUUACCUUGAGUUAGAGAAGGAAAGAGCUUCAGCUGCUACUGCGGCUGAUGAAACCAUGGCUAUGAUAUUGCGGCUGCAGGAGCAGAGAGCAUCAAUGGAAAUGGAAAUGAGGCAAUACCACAGGAUGAUAGAAGAAAGAGUUGCUUAUGAUGAAGAAGAGAUGGAAAUUCUGCAAGAAAUUCUUAUGAUAAGAGAAAGAGAGAAUCACUUUUUGCAAAAGGAACUUGAAGCUUAUAGGCAAAUGGAUUCAAAAGGAAGUGACCAAUCAUAUGAUAAGGCAAUGGUGCAACGUGAUCAAGGUGGACAAAGAACUCCAAUUUCAGUUGAAUCAUAUGAAGAUCGAACCACCAUAUCAUUUGUUAAGAAAGAUGAAACAACAGAUACUUCCACAAGUUAUACUCAGACUUGCAUGAAUGCAGAAGAUGGAGAAGAACUGGAGAAAAACACAGAAAAUAAGGAUCAAAUGCAUGACAAGCUGCGUAGGUUCUUUUAUGAUACUGAUCCAGAUGUUCUUGAUGUCCAUGUCAUCGAAGACAACAUAGAAGUAAAGGAAGAGGAAAAUGAUAAGUUAAGUAUCUCUUCAAUGAGUACUGUUACAAGUGAAAUCACAAAUAGGUAUCUUGAAUUUGGAAGUCUAAAAGUUCGAAGCAGUGAUGUAAGUAAUUGUCGAAGGAUAAAUAAGACAGAAAAAGGUAAUAGUGUUGAUGGCCCCACAAGUCAGAUAUCCAUGGUUUCAAACUCAAGAUGCAAAACUUUGACUUUUGAUUACGGAAGUGAUUCUUCAAGUGCACUUGAAGAUGAAAAGUUAAAGAUUGGCAAUGAGAUUGAAAUGCUUGGAGAAAGGUUGAGGAGGGUCAAACAUGGAAAGCAAAAAUUGUCUUCCUUCCAAGAGAAUGGAGAAAGUUUGCAAGGGCGGUUGAAGCUUCUGGAGGAUAUAGCAAACAAUCUCCAAAAGAUUAAACAUAUGAGAAACACUGCACGAGGGGCUUCCUUGCCCCCUUCCUCAUCUAAGGUGAGCGCGAGGAAAAGACGCAGCCACAGUGUGAAUUUGGAGAAAGGUGAAAGCAGCUAA